AUGCCGGAGAAGAUAUCACCGAUACGGGAUGACAUCGUCAGUCCUCCCAGCCUCCAAAACGACACUUUCGAUUACGAGAAUGUCAACGAAAAGGCCGUCGUAGGCCAUGAGACAAGCCCGAAAACAAGUCUUCACCGUGGCUUGCAGGCGCGGCAUAUCACCAUGAUCGCGAUUGGUGGCGCGAUCGGUACUGGUUUAAUUAUUGGCACAGGAAAGGCUUUAGCUCAAGCCGGCCCUGGUUCUGUGUUUGUCUCAUACACGAUCGUCGGCUUCAUUGUCUACCUGCUCAUGUCUGCCGUGGGUGAGAUGGCUGCAUGGUUGCCAAUGUCAUCCAGCUUCUCCGGUUAUGCUGCUCGGUUCUGUGAUCCCGCUCUUGGAUUUGCUCUGGGCUGGUGUUAUUGGUUUAAAUAUAUUAUCGUCUGCCCAAACCAGUUGACUGCCGGUGCCCUUGUUCUUCAAUACUGGGUAGAUAGGGACAAGGUCAAUCCUGGUGUUUUCAUCGCUGUUUUUCUGGUCACAAUCACCUUUAUCAACUACUUUGGAAUUCGCUUUUUUGGGGAAAUCGAGUUUUGGCUGUCCUCCCUAAAAGUCUUCACAAUCAUUGGAAUAAUAUUAUUCUCUCUCGUGAUUACUUGCGGCGGGGGUCCUUGUGGCGAGGCAAUUGGAUUUAGAUAUUGGCACAGUCCUGGCGCUUUUAAGGAAUAUAUUGACACCGGAAGUGCUGGCCAGUUUCUGGGAUUCUGGUCCUGCAUGGUUACAGCUGUCUUUGCUUUCCUUGGAACAGAGUUAGUUGGCGUGACUGUUGCCGAGGCUCAGAACCCGCGCAAAACUAUUCCUCGUGCUAUUCGACUCACCUUUUACCGAAUUUUGUUCUUCUACUGUGGAAGCGUUCUCAUGGUGGGAAUGCUCGUCCCAUACAACUCGGAGAAACUCAUCUUUGCUGUAAACAAAGCCUCAACAGGUGCUGCGGCUUCACCAUUCGUUGUUGCUGCUGAGGUUGCAGGUGUCAAGGCUGUCUCUCAGAUCCUGAACGGGUGCAUCCUCAUUUUCGUUUUCUCUGCCGCUAACUCUGAUUUAUACAUUUCGAGUCGUACGCUUUAUGCCCUUGCCUCCAGCGGACUUGCUCCAAAGAUCUUCAAGCGCACUGAUCGACGUGGCGUUCCUGUCUAUGCGCUGGCCCUCUCGGUCGCUUUCUCUCUCCUGGCUUUCAUGAACGUUUCCAAUGAUUCCAAGAAGGUGUUCUCCUACUUCGUCAAUCUCAACACAAUCUUCGGUCUCCUGUCGUGGAUCGCUAUCCUCGUCACCCACAUCCACUGGUGUCGAGCUCGCAAGGCUCAGGGUGUAACCAACGAAAUGCUACCCUAUGCUGCACCACUUGGUGUCUGGGGAUCGUACGGCGCCUUGUUUAUGUGCAUUCUGAUCGCGCUAUGCAAAAACCUUGAGGUCUUCACAAAGGGAAACUGGGACACAGCCUCUUUCGUUACUGGGUACUUGGGCAUCCCCAUCUUCUUAGUUCUUAUCUUUGGCUACAAGAUCGUCUACAAGACGAAGGGUUAUAAGCCCGAGGAAGUUGAUUUAUUUUCUGGGAAGGAUUUAAUUGAUCGAGAGGAGGAAGAGUUUCUUGCACGCCAGGCCGCUUCUCAGGCCGCUCAAGCCAACGAAGUUAAGAGUAAGGGACGUUGGUUCUAUCGCCACUUCAUUGCCUGGCUCCUGUAA
This is a messenger RNA of Clonostachys byssicola, 1716 nucleotides long. Lineage: Eukaryota; Fungi; Ascomycota; Sordariomycetes; Hypocreales; Bionectriaceae. The record is from the annotation of a GenBank genome assembly.